Molecule: messenger RNA, 550 nt
Organism: Ilyonectria robusta
Lineage: Eukaryota; Fungi; Ascomycota; Sordariomycetes; Hypocreales; Nectriaceae
Exons: 2
Coding region: 92-460 (122 amino acids)
Source: RefSeq, a predicted model, not a curated record
UGGCCAGGCCGUGUCGCUGCUCCUCCGCGCCCUCUACGGAGGAGACCCUCAGCUGGACAGUCUGAAGCCAAAAGAAAUCUAGCAGAUUUCUAUGUUGGCGAAAAAGUACGCCAUGACUCCUCGGGUUUCCAGGCAGGCUUUUAUAUGGUUGUACUGUCCCGUGAAAGACCCAGACGAAUUCUGGUGGCUCCUGAAUGCAGCUUAUGUUCUUGAAUGUCCUCUUCCAUUCCACUCCACAAGCAAAAAAGUUUUCAAAUUUGCUGACAUUUCGCUUCUUCAAUUGGCAAGUGGGACAACGGACGUUUUACUGGGUUUUCGGCUGGCUUUGGCCUUGGAGGAGCUCCGGGCGUUCAAACCGCUAGGGAGGGGACUCUGUCUACAUUGUUUCAAGACCGCAACAACAAAGUUUCUGGAUCGUGGUCCGCGAUGCCCAGAUCCCUCGCUUCACUCCAUCAAAUAGGACGCGUGGACCGUCAUAACCCCCCCACACGUCCAAGACAGCCAGAGGAUACAAGCUCAGCGAAAGUUGGAGUUCGCAAGUCCAUAACCC